This is a messenger RNA of Paramuricea clavata, 3354 nucleotides long. The record is from the annotation of a GenBank genome assembly. NCBI's taxonomy places the organism in Eukaryota, Metazoa, Cnidaria, Anthozoa, Malacalcyonacea, Plexauridae.
CUGAUGCGCAUCAAUGCAUCAGUGCGGGAAUCAAUUUUUUCCUCAUAUGCAUAAGAGACUCGAUGAUACUCGAAUUCAUUUGAUGAUACUCGAAUUCAUUUGACGAUAUUCACAUAUAUAGAUGUGAGGAAUUGAUUAUUAAGUUGAAUCGGGGAUUCAUUUAUUUAGGAUGCAAGUUGUGUUUCGGUGUGCAAAGAGUAUGAAAGACUAAAACAAGUGAAUUUACACCAAGAAAGGCUAGAUGCAUUCAUGCAUUCAGUAGCUUGUAGAGGCAAGGCAUUAUGUGGCAAAAAGUCAAGAAUUUCAUGGAGGAAUGGCGGUAUCAGUUGUUUUACUUUACUUUCUACGCCGGUUAUAUGCCGUUGUUGUUAUAUCUACCUGUGUACCUGAAACAUGUUGGUUUGACCAGCGUUCAGGUUGGUAUACUAAAUGGUAUACGGCCAAUACUUCAGUCUCUUGUCACACCGCUUUUGGUAAUUUUAGGGGAGAAACUUCGCUCAAAUAAACUUUUAUUUGUUGCAUCGUGCUUCAUCGCCAUAGCAAAGGUUCUGAUCAUGUUUCUUCUUAUAAAACCUCAACAACAAGUGUGUGUCAUGAAAUUCGUGAAUAAAUCUAAUGUUGUUGUUUGGCGGGUCGAUAAACUGGUACGUGUCUCGCUUUUAGUAGGCGAUAACUUGCCAGAGGAACAAAAUAUUCUCACUAAACGCGUCGUUGAAAGGGAUUUUAACAAAACACUCAACUCGAUACCGACAUUCAGUGGUGAAUUUGUAUCAGACAAGCACCCCAUCAGUGAAAUUAGGAAGAAUAUAACUAAAACUGGAAAAGAUUUUAAACGGACUUUGAUUCGUGGAUAUCAACCAACCGAUGUCAGUGGUAUGACAGCCAAUCCAAGGAAGAGAAAUAAAAUAAAAAAUACCCGGAUAAAAUUUACAAUUGUUUACAACCAAAGUGAACUCAAUCGAGUUUUCACAGCACUUGUCUUUUUAACCUUAUUUGCUGAUCCAUUUGUCGCUGCAAUAUAUACUUUAGUAGACUACUCAUGUGUUGCAAGCACCGACAUAGGACGUGGAUACAGAGAAGUACGGCUUUGGGAGACUAUAGGAUGGGGAGCUAUGACUCCAAUAGUUGGGUUGGUUGUGUUCGCACUGAGUAACGAAAUGUGCGGUAUGAUGGUGGAAACAUUUCAUUAUAUGUUCUUUUUCUUUAUAGCAUUUACCAUCAUUGCUUUAUCUAUAGGCAUACAAAUUGAUUUCACGCAAAAAAUUCCAGAAGUUAUCUCAAAAAAGGUCCAUAGCGCGCACUCUAACCUUCAGUAUGGUAUGUUUUCCAUCAUUUCUGCUUUCGCUGGCUUUGGUCACGGAUUUUUGCUCACAUUUGUCAACUGGUUUAUCGAUACUCUUGGCGGAACUACAGUAAUCAUGGGUGUAGCCACUACUACGAAAGCUAUGAUAGAUAUAAUCCUGUAUUUUACGCUAGGAAGACUUAUGGAGAAACUUGGCUAUGUUGCGACACUUAGUAUCGGUCUCCUUGGACAUCUCGUUGUUUUUGUUAUAUACUAUGGAAUAACAAACGCUUGGCUGGUCAUCUUGGCAGAAGCAAUGUAUGGUAUUGUGUAUGGAUCGUUAAUGUCUACUGCUGCGUCAUUUCUUGUUAAGGUAGCACCAGCUGGUUCAAGCGCUCGCAUGCAAGGUAUGAAUAUUAAUAUAAUCUACUAUUUGUUUACAAUUUUAAUACAUGCAUAUACUGUAUAUAUAGUUGAUCAGUCGUCAACGGGUAAUUAGUCGUCCAAAAACUCCAAAUAAACCAAAUAAUCCUGUUUUCGCCUCAAACAUUUUUAUACUCAUCUGUCCUCAGUCUAACAUUUAAUGUGCUCUCUGUCUCUACUACAAUUAGCCAUUCCGAAGUUGAUGAGUGGACUGCAUGGGGACGAGUGUUAAAAAGUGCCCAAAUUAAGAAAUGAACUAAAUCACUAAAAAGACAACCUCAAAAUUAGUAAGUAUACAAAGUUUGAAAACGUUUACAUGAAUACCCUUCGCAUAAUAAGCUUUCGAAAAUUGUGAAAUUACUGAUUAAAAGAUUGUUUUUGGGACGCGCGUCCCAAAAACAAGAAUUACAAUACAUUUCAUAGUAAAUACCACAAUUUUCGAAAGCAUAUUAUUCGAAGGGUAUUCAUGUAAACGUCUUCAAACUUUGUAUACUUACUAAUUUUGAGGUUGCCUUUUUAGUGAUUUGGUUCAUUUCUUAAUUUGGGCACUUUUUAUGGCUUUGAAUGGCUAAUAUAGUACUAGUUUCCUCUAUUAGUCAGAUGCCAUCCUCGCGUCGUGGGUGUGGAAAAUUCAAGUGGUCUUUUUGACACCAGAAGGCGAAGUGAUUAUUUAGAUUAGAUUUUUGUGCUUAGCUAGACUAGAAAUAGCCUGCGCGCAGACUAUAUAAUGACAUAUAGUCUGCGCGCAGGCUACGGACUAGAAACGACAGAUGCAAGUUUGAUGGAAAAUAGUAAAUACCACAAUAUAUCAUGAUGGGAAGUCCGAACAGGGUCUGUUUUAGGGACACGCUCGCUAUAUAAUAUACAUUUUUAUUUCUUUAGCAAUAUUCCAUGGCAUAUAUUGGGGUGUCGGCAUGACUGCAGGAUGCAUAUUGUCUGGUUAUCGUAUAGAAACUAGUGGAUUUCCAACCACCUUUCUUACAUUCGCGUGUAUUACAGUUUUUAUCACACUCAUCUUUCUAACAGUUCAAUGUUACAUGUUUCUUCAAACGGAAGUGAACCACGAAUUUGAACGCAGAAUGUUUUCUCUGUCCAUGGAUAGUGAUUCGGAGUGAACACGGAGACUUGAAGCUAAUAAUAUGAUCGUAAUUAUUACAAAUGAAGUUUGUCUUUGUGUCAUAAAAUUGCAUAUUUUGGUCUUGAUUUCAUAAUAUGAUGAUGCUUGAAAUGCUACUGAGCACCCUGAUAGACAGUAUAGACAGUAUAGUCUAUACGAUAUGUGUUCAUUUGAACAAUGGAUGUGUGGUAACGGAUUUUAGUAUUUAUCAUAUCCGCAGUAAAGCUUUAAGUAAAGGAUUUUAGAAUUUCGUAAUAAUGAAAAUGAGUUUUGGUACGUACAAUUUUACAAAUAAUUUAGAAUGUGCCUGUCAUGAAACAUUAAUAUAAUCACUUUCAAAAGUUGUUGAUUCAAUAUAUAUGUGCUUGUGAAAUGGUGGGAUAUAUGUUCUAUUUUCCAUUUGAGCGAUGGAGUAGGGAGUUGUUGAUUUGAGCGAAGUUGCAAUUGUUUGAAGUUUUAGAGGAUUUUAUAAUUUAGUGUAAGUACGUAUCAGUGUAUCACGAUUAUUUUUAGUGAAACCUAAAUGAACGAC